This is a messenger RNA of Daphnia magna, 944 nucleotides long. Its product is annotated as peptidyl-tRNA hydrolase ICT1, mitochondrial. Bases 249 to 887 code for a protein of 212 amino acids. The transcript has 6 exons. NCBI's taxonomy places the organism in Eukaryota, Metazoa, Arthropoda, Branchiopoda, Diplostraca, Daphniidae. The record is from RefSeq and is a predicted model, not a curated record. Gene Ontology annotation, cellular component: mitochondrial large ribosomal subunit. Gene Ontology annotation, molecular function: translation release factor activity. Gene Ontology annotation, biological process: mitochondrial translational termination.
UUGAAACUGUAUGCCGUUCAUGUUCACCGAACACGAUUGGAACACUUAAAGUGUUUUCAUAUCCCCUUUCUUUUUCCCAUCACCUGAGCAAAAGGAAGGUCAAAUCGUGCAAAAAGCAAAAGCCACAUUUGGAUCAAACUAGCCUGGUUGAGGCUUGAGGGGAAGCAGAAGCAGUCAUGAUCUCAUGAAGAACCUAUUAUUUCUACAGCAAAAAUUUUUUGCCUGAAAGGAAUCUUCGCUGUUCGCUUAUGUAUUUCACUAAUUUAAAGGUAAAAAUCGGAAACUUGACAUUUCUGUUUGUUACGCACAUUUCGAACGGCACAGGACCAAAGCUGUCUGCUACUCGAGCAUAUCUCUCUGGUUUUAAAAGUAAUCUAUCUCUUGAAAAAUUGUACCCUACUAGUCGGCUGGACAUAACCACUACUCCUAAGGCACCAGAAAGCAAAGAUGGAAAAUUUAGUGGUUACAUACCUAUGGACAAAAUUCAGGUAAAUUAUGUCCGCAGUGGUGGACCUGGUGGACAAAAUGUCAAUUGUGUCUCAACCAAAACUGAGAUACGUUUUCAUCUAGCCAGUGCUGAUUGGAUUCCAGAGCCUAUUCGUGUCAAGCUAGCAGAAAGAGUGAAGAAUCAAAUUUCCAAAGAAGGUUAUUUCAUUAUAAAAUCUGAAAGAACCAGAUCUCAGCAGUUGAAUUUGGCUGACACCCUUGACAAGCUCAGAAACUUGAUCCACUCUGUAGCACAAAGCCUUGUAGUCCCUGAAGUCUCUCAGGAAACACUGGAAAAGCAACGCAGGCUGCGUGAAAGGGCAGCUCGGGAGCGUCUAAGGGAGAAGCGGGCACAUUCGAUGACGAAGCAAGGACGCCAAUCACCGACUCUCGAUUCGUAAACAGUUUGGGUCAAACCACAUUUUGACAACAGUAAAUACACAAACAAAAAAAGACAA